This is a messenger RNA of Physeter macrocephalus (sperm whale), 3790 nucleotides long. It is a transcript of the gene HNF1B, whose product is annotated as HNF1 homeobox B. Gene Ontology annotation, cellular component: nucleus. Lineage: Eukaryota; Metazoa; Chordata; Mammalia; Artiodactyla; Physeteridae. The coding region runs from base 1454 to 2842 and encodes 462 amino acids. The transcript has 11 exons. Gene Ontology annotation, molecular function: DNA-binding transcription factor activity, RNA polymerase II-specific; RNA polymerase II cis-regulatory region sequence-specific DNA binding. The record is from RefSeq and is a predicted model, not a curated record. Gene Ontology annotation, biological process: pancreas development; positive regulation of DNA-templated transcription; regulation of transcription by RNA polymerase II.
GAGGACACAAGCAAAGCACUAGAUUGGGCGUGAUAGUACCCAGGUUCUAGCUCCAGUUCUGUUCAAAUUCUCCAGGAAUCCUGGGGUACUUCCUUCCUUGACUCUGGGCCUUCACACUUAUAAACUGAGGCCUUUGGACCACAUGGUCCAGCUCUAGUUCUGAGGCUACAAUUCAGUGGAAUUUGGAAACACCAUUUCACCUGCAGGAUUUUAUUUUAAGCAAACGGGAAAUAUUUUUACAAUGUAAAAUGCAUGUGACUCUACAGCCUGAUGGGCCUACCAAACCCACAGACUUAGGGCCACAGUUGGAAAGAACUCAAGUCCCUGUUCCAACCAAGAGAAAAUUCUAAACUCAUCAAGUAUCAUCCUCCAUGGUGAAUGUGUAAAAGUCAGUACUACAAAGGAACUGCGUUAUCGAGAUGAUUCUCUCCCUGUUUAUAACCAUAAAAUAUUUGCACUGAAAGAGUUCUUAACAAGCAUGGAGGCCCAGAGAGGUUAAGCAACUUGCCCAAGACACACAGGCAGCAGGAGGGAAUCAGGACCAAAAUGUAUGUCUCCUCACUCCCAGCCUGGUCAGGACUCCUGCACGUGCCCUUCAGAGUUAGACAGUUUCACCUUUAGAAUUUUUCUUUCCGGGACUUCCCUGGUGGUCCGGUGGUUAAGAAUCCGCCUUCCAACGCAGAGGACAUGGGUUCGAUCCCUGGUCGGGGAACUAAGAGCCCACAUGCCACAGGGCAACUAAGCCUGCGCACCACAGCGAAAGAUCCCACAUGCCGCAACGAAGAUCCCACGUGCUACAACUAAGACCCGACACAGCCAAAUAAAUAAAUAAAUUUUUUAAAAAAAGAAUUUUUCUUUCCAUAUUCACCAGUACCCUUCACGGGGAAUGGAAAUGUUACUUUUUAUUUUUUAGAGUUAAUCUUGUUGAAAUCCACUAGAGAAAUGAAUAUUGAUGAAAAAUUCACAGUUGCCUAAUCUUAGGACAGUUUCACAACAGAAAUGAUGAAGGUCUUUGUUCCAAGCUGUCCCUGCCUCAUCACCGGAAGCAGAGGAACCAGGAGACAAGAGAAGGAAAGGGGAUCCCAGGAGUUCUCAGGCCCAAGCAGGAGCAGCCUCAGCCGCAGAUGUGUGUGCUGAUUUCUAAGUCUGAAUCAGAACAGGGUCCUGGCCUGCUGAUGGAGCUUGGGCCUAUGGAAAACAAGCUGGUCUUGGAAUAAAAAACGAACCCAGAGUUAUGGCCACAGAAGAUGUAAUUAUCUCCUUCUGGGAUAAAGAAAUCUUCCAGCUACGAGGGAGAACCAAGAAGCCAGAACGUCCUGCUCAAGACGGCAGCAAGGCCACCACAGAAGGCUGUCCACAUUGUUCGCUGCACAAGGUGUUAAUGGAGGAGCCCAAGGCCUCAGCCCAGUGAGGGUUGCUGUUUAAACACUGGCUGAUCUACCAGGGAUUUCAGAUGUUCACUGGACACUCUAAGCUGUUGACCCGGUCACAGACACCACAUCCAAAGAAUGAGGACCCUUGGAGGGCUGCCAAAAUGAUCAAGGGCUACAUGCAGCAACACAACAUCCCCCAGAGGGAAGUGGUCGAUGUCACUGGCCUGAACCAGUCACACCUCUCCCAGCAUCUCAACAAGGGCACCCCUAUGAAGACCCAGAAGCGCGCCGCCCUGUACACCUGGUACGUCCGAAAGCAGCGGGAGAUCCUCCGACAAUUCAACCAGACAGUCCAGAGUUCUGGAAAUUUGACAGACAAAAGCAGUCAGGAUCAGCUGCUGUUUCUCUUUCCAGAGUUCAGUCAACAGAGCCAGGGGCCUGGGCAGUCCGAUGAUGCCUGCUCUGAGCCCACCAACAAGAAGAUGCGUCGCAACCGGUUCAAAUGGGGGCCCGCGUCCCAGCAAAUCUUGUACCAGGCCUACGACCGGCAAAAGAACCCCAGCAAGGAAGAGAGGGAGGCCUUAGUGGAGGAGUGCAACAGGGCGGAAUGCUUGCAGCGAGGUGUCUCCCCCUCCAAGGCCCACGGCCUGGGCUCCAACCUGGUCACUGAGGUCCGCGUCUACAACUGGUUCGCGAACCGCAGGAAGGAGGAGGCAUUCCGGCAGAAGCUGGCCAUGGACGCCUACAGCUCCAGCCAGACGCACGGCCUGAACCCACUGCUCUCCCACGGCUCCCCCCCGCACCAGCCCAGCACCUCCCCUCCCAACAAGCUGCCAGGAGUGCGCUACAGCCAGCAGGGAAACAAUGAGGUCACUUCCUCCUCAACAAUCAGUCACCAUGGCAACAGCGCCAUGGUGACUAGCCAGUCUGUUUUACAGCAAGUCUCUCCAGCCAGCCUGGACCCGGGCCACAAUCUCCUCUCACCUGAUGGUAAAAUGCAGAUCUCGGUCUCAGGAGGAGGUUUGCCCCCAGUCAGCACCUUGACGAAUAUCCACAGCCUGUCCCACCACAAUCCCCAGCAAUCUCAAAACCUCAUCAUGACCCCCCUCUCUGGAGUCAUGGCCAUUGCACAAAGCCUCAACUCCUCCCAAGCUCAGAGCGUCCCUGUCAUCAACAGUGUGGCCGGCAGCCUGGCAGCCCUGCAGCCCGUCCAGUUCUCCCAGCAGCUGCACAGCUCUCACCAGCAGCCCCUCAUGCAGCAGAGCCCGGGCAGCCACAUGGCCCAGCAGCCCUUCAUGGCAGCUGUGACGCAGCUGCAGAACUCACACAUGUAUGCACACAAGCAGGAACCCCCCCAGUAUUCCCACACCUCCCGGUUUCCAUCUGCAAUGGUGGUCACAGAUACCAGCAGCAUCAGUACGCUCACCAACAUGUCUUCCAGUAAACAGUGUCCUCUCCAAGCCUGGUGAUGCCCACACGUCACUUACUUUGUGCACAGAAACAAGGACCCUAUUUUCCACACCAUCACCCUCCAGGCAGCUGUCGCGGGAAAAGCGCAGUGACCUGACAAGCAGCACCUGUGAGAGGUCCCUGCUCACCUGACGUCCUGCCAGCACCUCGGACAAUCCUCUCUGAGAGGCGCGGCCCGGAGCCCAGCUUCCCUUCUAUGCAGUAUUGUCACGAUGCCUCUCCCAAGACGUCAAGCUCUCCCGUCUGGUCUGUCCUAAAGGCGGGAGAUGAGAAACCGAGGAAGAGGAAGAGAGAAAAGCCGGAGCGUCUACAUUAUGCUCCUUCAUCGAACAAACUGAUGUGAAAACUUGAAUCUGUUACUGAAAUGAGGCGAGGAGGACACGUGCUAUUGAACUGAGCCAAACACACUGUAAAUAUCAGCCACCUCCCUCCCCCACCCCCCAUCCCGGCUGAUCUGGAGAUUUCUUUUAAAGAAGUAAAUUUGUCCAAUGGGUGUAAACUAUAAACUGCUGUAAUUAAGUGCAAUUUCCCCUCUACUUCCUCUCCCCUCUGCCCUGUAUAUAAUACUAAAGUGCCUAUCAGUUUCUUCGUAAAGGUCAGAGUUGAAUUGUCAAAGUGAUUUGCCCCCUCUGUCUUCCCCCACGGAGAAAUAUCUAAGGUGGAAGUGAAGCCCCUGCCCGCUUCCUCGGGCCCGGGCACACACAGGGACUGUGUAUUUUGGACUGUCUGCUAGCUCACUCCAAUCUCCUGAUGUUAAGACACACCUCUGGAUCACCUGGAAGGGCUGAACAUAGUGUCAGAGUAAUGUCCUCGCUUCCGGUGGGGUUGGGGGAUCAGCCAGUACCUCCCCAGGAAACCCCAAGACAGGGACACUGGCUGUUUGAUAGCACAAGGAAAAGUUGCCCUUUACGAAAACCUCCCAUUAAAACAGUUUAUUUUGUCACUGC